GCGGUAUCUUGAGGCAGAUUUUUCUCUACGUGUUGUUUCCCGAUUUGAAACUGUCAGGAAGCUCUUCCUGGUUUAAACAGAAAACAAAUGUAGCUGUGCUCAAACACGGAGACCACCCCGACUGUGAAGGACCGAAGGUUUUGUCUUAUCUCUGCGUUAAAUGGCGGAAGUGAGCCAAACCCUUGCUAGUGUUAUCCCUAAUGUUGAGGGGGAAGGCAAGUUCAAGAAGAGCGGUGAUGUUGCUUUUUAUAGGCGGCAGAUCCAGGGUCCAAACAUGCAGCAUCAGGCUCUUUUGGACACCAUGGUGCUCACAGAGAAGGGGGCAUGUUUUGAAUUGCUGGAAGGAGACUCGCAGACCAGGCUGCUUCUUUCUUUGUCCCCGUCCAAACACGGCAUUGUAAGGAUAACAAUAGAUGAAUUCCAGCCUAUUAAGGCACGCUAUCGAGUUCCAGAUGUGUUAUCUGGGGAACCACAAUGUGAACAAUUAAGAGUGGAGAAACAGACUAAGGACUCAGUCACGUUUUCUUGGUCUUUCGGACGUUAUCAGCUCCGUGUGUGGCAUUCUCCUUUCCGACUGGAGAUCCUGUGUGAGCAGGAAGUGAUGGUCACAUUCAACUCUAAGGACAAACUGUGGUUCGAGAGACUGCAGCAUCGACCCAGCGAGCUUCAAGACGAGCGGAAAAGUUCAUUAUGGAAGGAGACAUUCAAGCAGUUUGUGGAUAUCAAGGCUAAUGGUCCCAGCAGCAUUGGAGCAGACCUCUGUCUUCAUGGGUUCAGGCAUGUGUAUGGUCUACCCCAACACGCAGACAACUUGCAGCUCAGAGACACGAGAGAUGGUGAGCCUUACCGGCUGUACAACUUGGAUGUUUUUGCCUAUCCACUGUACAGUCGUCUCGGACUGUAUGGAUCUGUGCCAUUGAUGGUGGCCCACAAGCCAGACAGGACUCUGGGUGUAUUUUGGCUGAAUGCAUCUGAGACUUUUAUAAACAUUCAGUACUCCCCCUCUGACCAUCAGGAUGAUGAAACCCCUCCAGUUAAACGGAGGCGGGCUGAUCCUCAGACCGAUGUCCACUGGCUGUCAGAAAGUGGUAUGAUUGACUGCAUGGUUUUGCUUGGGCCCAGUCCACAGCAACUUUUCGCCCAGUAUGCUCAGCUGACAGGAUAUCAAGCCCUGCCCCCUCUGUUUGCCCUCGGGUACCACCAGUGCCGCUGGAACUACAUUGAUGAAGCUGACGUGAAGUCUGUGGAUGCUGGAUUUGAUCGCCACAGUAUUCCUUACGAUGUCAUCUGGCUGGACAUUGAGCACACAGAUGGGAAGCGGUACUUUACCUGGGAUCCUGUUCAUUUCCCUGAACCAGCCAAGCUGCAGCAGCACCUGGAGAAGAAAAACAGGAAGCUGGUCAUUAUAAGUGAUCCACACAUUAAGGUUGAUCCUUCUUGGUCCCUCUACUGUGAGGCCAGAGACAGAGGGCAUUUUGUCAAGGACAGAGAGGGACAGAUCUUUAAGGGCUCAUGCUGGCCAGGUGAAUCCUCCUACCUUGAUUUCAGCAGUUCAGCUACUCGAGCAUGGUACUCCAGAUGCUUCGGCUUGGAUAAAUACAAAGGAUCGACACCUUCGUUGUUUGUGUGGAACGAUAUGAACGAACCAUCUGUGUUCAGCGGCCCAGAGCUGACGAUGCCGAAGGAUGCAGUGCAUUGUGGGGACUGGGAACACAGAGAUUUACACAACCUGUAUGGUUUUUACCAGCACAUGGCGACAGUGGAGGGUCUAAUCACUCGUUCGGGUGGCUUAGAGAGACCGUUCGUCCUCUCGCGCUCUUUCUUUGCAGGGUCACAGAGACUUGGAGCAGUGUGGACUGGUGAUAAUGUUGCCAACUGGGAGUAUCUGAAGAUCUCAGUUCCAAUGGUGUUGUCCCUGAGUCUGGCAGGCAUAGCGUUUUGUGGAGCUGAUGUUGGUGGGUUCAUCCAGGAUCCAGAGCCAGAGUUGCUGGUGCGCUGGUACCAGGCGGCUGCCCUGCAGCCAUUUUUCCGCGGUCACUCUGCAAAUGUGACAAACCGUCGGGAACCCUGGCUUUUUGGGGACGAGGUGACUGCAGCAAUCCGCACUGUAAUCCAACAAAGGUACAGUCUGCUGCCCUAUUGGUACACACUGUUUCACCAGGCUCACACGUCUGCGUUGCCUCCACUCAGACCUCUGUGGGUGGAGUUCCCAGAAGAAGAGAGCACCUUCAGUGUGGACAGCCAUUACAUGCUUGGAGGAGCACUGCUGGCCUGUCCUGUAACUGAACCAGGCAUCCAAGAAAUCAAAGUCUUACUUCCUGGAUCUGACGAGAUUUGGUAUGACAUCCAUUCUGCACUGGUAUACAAAGGAGGCAGGACUCUAAGUCUUCCUGUCACCCUGGACACGGUUCCAGUAUUCCAGCGCGGUGGCUCGGUAGUUUGCAGAUCAGUAGGAAGUUGCUCCUGCACUGCUGAGCUUCGGCAGCUCCCCCUCUCUGUUACUGUGGCUUUAAACUCUCAGGGCACUGCUGAUGGUGAGUUGUACCUGGAUGACGGCCACUCGUUCAGAUACCGUGACAGAAAGGCCUUCUGUCUGCGCAGGUUCAGCAUGCUGUCAGGCCGUCUGCUCUGCCGUCCUGCCAGUGAAGAAGGAACGUUUGACUGUAAUACAGUCAUACAGUCGGUCACCAUCCUGGGGGUCAAGAGCAAACCGUCCGCAGUGAUUGUGCAUGCAUCAGGUGCUAAGGACAUUUCAGCUGCAUUUCAGUACAUGGAAACCUGCUGCAAGCUGACUGUGAACAGUGUAAACCUCAGAGUGGCGAUGGAUUGGGAAAUACAGAUAUGAUGAUUGUGGACAUGUCAGUGAUUGAGUUUCUUCAUCUGGAUUUCUUCAUCCUAUCAAGAAAAGAUCCAGUUAAAUUACCCACUUCAAUAACGGUCAACUACAGAACUAGUCUGAAUACAUUUGAUUGAAAAAUAAAUUGAUAAUUGUUUGAUGGUGUGGACACUGAUGGCAUUCAGAUCUUAUGCUCAUUUCUGUGCUCUAAACAAAAUCUUCACAAAAUUUUAAUCACUUUAUAAAAUAAUAUCCAUAAAUCUUUGGACACUGAGAUAAAUCCAGUUUUUUUCUGUGUACCAUAACCUAUUGAAAUUGUGGUCAUGUGAUAAAUAUGGACUCAAAGUGUAUGCUCUACUGAAAUUUGUGCAGUUAUUUACAUAGAUUGCAUUAACUACUAAAGAAUCACAGCCAUUUGUAUAAACAGUCUCCUGUUUUCGGUGGUUCAAAUGCAAUUAGAAAUAAAAAUAAUUAUAAAUUAAAAAAUUAAAUACUUGGAAAUAUUGGAGAUAUCCACUGAAUAGAUGCUUUUCUAAGAAGAAGAAUAUAGUUAUUUUUUAAUCAUCGUAUGUACAUUUUUAAAUUCUUGUUACAAUGUGUAGUUUAUACACCAUUUCUUUAGAGGUUAAUUCUUAUCAACUACAGCCUAAGUGCCUUAUCUCCUUAAUUUAGCUGAACCACAAUAGAAGAAUCAGUGGCGAUCAUGGAUAUAUAUAAACAUCAGUGUUUAGUCCCGAAUCCUCUUAGCCCCCAAAUCCAAAAGAUUUGCCAGCAACAAAACAGUAACGGGGAAAAACAUUUCCCGAACAGUCAGGAUGUCAGAAGAACCCUGACGUUAGGUGACUAUCUAAAACUAUUUCUGUAUUUAACUUCAUUCAUGCUACUUUCCUAUGAUUACAUGUUGGCACAUGGUUUUCUUUGAGUACUGUACUUUAUCUUGACACUGCCUUGUCCCUGUAGCUUUGCUGACUGAAUCCUGGUCUGAGAGGACAAAUAUUUUAAAAAAAAUGCAAUCUUUUAUUUUUAUUGAAUGUUU
This is a messenger RNA of Pundamilia nyererei, 3872 nucleotides long. It is a transcript of the gene ganc, whose product is annotated as glucosidase, alpha; neutral C. Gene Ontology annotation, biological process: N-glycan processing; carbohydrate metabolic process. The transcript has 25 exons. Gene Ontology annotation, molecular function: carbohydrate binding; alpha-1,4-glucosidase activity. The record is from RefSeq and is a predicted model, not a curated record. Lineage: Eukaryota; Metazoa; Chordata; Actinopteri; Cichliformes; Cichlidae. Bases 161 to 2845 code for a protein of 894 amino acids.